Molecule: messenger RNA, 954 nt
Organism: Parastagonospora nodorum SN15
Lineage: Eukaryota; Fungi; Ascomycota; Dothideomycetes; Pleosporales; Phaeosphaeriaceae
Exons: 2
Coding region: 1-954 (317 amino acids)
Cellular component (GO): mitochondrial large ribosomal subunit
Molecular function (GO): structural constituent of ribosome
Source: RefSeq, a predicted model, not a curated record
AUGGCUGCGGAUGUGUGGAAGCUCACUGUCGAGGCUACAACGAAGCUUGCUGUGCUCGCCAAAGAUAAAGUGCAGGAUACGUGGGGGAGGGCGGUGUCGACAACUGGAUGGUGGGAAGAUGUCUACCAAGUAUCGCAGGUAGCAGCUCAGGUACGCGGCGGCGGGCAAGCUGGAGCUCCACACCAGUUGGCCGAGCUUGGGCCUACUGUCUUGGCACAAAAGUCGUGGAAGGCGCGAUGCCGACGACCAUUGAGGGCAGCACAGCAGCACAGCAGCACAGCAGCGCUCAAUUCGACGCAUCCGACACAUUACCCGCCCGCCUUUGUCAUGAGCGCCCAACAGUUGACCGCGGCUAAAGAGCUGCCCCCACGAUUAAUACGGUUCUUCCAGCGCUACCCCCCGCCUGCGCUGUUUCCAAACCUCACAUCCGCCGCUGCAACACCACAGACCACCGCCCAGACAAUAUCCACCACCCCUCCGUCCGACCCCAAUGCGCCCGUCACGGAGACAUCGGCCUCCGAGCUCCCCUUCAUACCCUCCACCGCCCCGCGCAACUCCCGCAUCCCCGCACACGCCCACGACCUGCCCUACCCGAACCCAUUUCUGCCCUCGAAGAACUUCACAACUGGCCGGUGGCAUGGCCCCGCCUUUGGUCUGCGCAAACAGGCAGAUCUCGUAAAGCUUGCCGUACAACACGACGUUGUGGAUCUGCUCCCUUGGACGAUAAAAAAACCAGGAGAAAAGGAUGCGCGAAGAAUUGAAAGCGGAUUGAUGGUCAAGGGGACGGGUGAGGGGCAGAAGGUCAAGGGAAAGAGCUGGGAGCGGACGCUCAAAGGAAGAUUGGAGAUGCGACGGCAGGCCAUGCUGAACAUGCCCCAAAUGAUCCAGGAGUGGAAACAGAAAGGACAUGGCCGAGGAUGGAAGAAGUGGCCCAGUGGGCGGGCGAAGAAAUAA